AUGCCGCGACGCUCUCCUUCUCUCCCAUCUGCUGCUGCUGCUGCUGUUCGCCCUCAUCAUCGCUGGGCGCUGUGCUCGCUGUUGCCACCACUGUUGCUGUUGUUGUUGUUGGCAGGCUUCUGCCACCGACUCACACCACCACACCACCACAUCUCCAUCUCGCCACGUCCGUUCCACAACACCAAGGACCGCACGCUGUCCCCCUCCGUGGACACAACAUUGAGGCACCUGGAAACAACGCUCAAAGAGCAUCGCGUGCCGUUCGCCACUGGACAGUUGCGUCCACGAACCACUUCUUCCACCACGAUUGACCUGUCAUCGAUCCAACGCAUGAUGAACGCCUUUGGCGACGAACAGCGUGCUGGCCAGUGUACCCUGCAAAGCAUCACUGAUGGCUCGUGCGCUGGAGCCUUGGAGCUGACACCCAUGGUGCACUGUUCCUCUCGGUUUCUGGCCACGAAGCACGUGGGUGAAGAAUUGACGCUGAGCGGCAACGUGCUGGUGUCAUCAUCGCUUCGCGCCAAGAUUACGGACUUUGGGUCCAUUUGCCAGUGCUUCACGCGUGACAGAAACCAGCAGCAGCGCACAAGUCUCUCCUCAACUGCAAGCGAUGACCCUCAGUACAGCCAGCAAGCUGGACUGCAAACGAUGACGAGCACGACGCUGACGGCUGGCGUGGGGACAUCGCUGUACAUGGCGCCAGAGGCACUGACGGGCGACAAGUACAGCUUUGAAACCGACAUCUUCAGCUUUGGCGUGCUGAUGUGGGAGGUGGCGACGCAGCGACCACCUGAUCUGAUCGAGCAGGAGAAGGGCAGCGGGUAUCGUGGCCCAAUCCUCGCCACCAUCAGCAACCUGAUGAAGGAUGGGAAGCGGCUGCGAUUUGAUGAUGGUGAAGAAGAUGCCAUCCCCGAGUGGUUCCAGUCGCUGACGUACAAGUGCAUGGCGCAGGACCCGCGUGAGCGUCCAUCAUUUGGAGACCUCAAGGACCACCACUUUGCUUGA
Molecule: messenger RNA, 1005 nt
Organism: Salpingoeca rosetta
Lineage: Eukaryota; Choanoflagellata; Craspedida; Salpingoecidae
Product: serine/threonine protein kinase
Exons: 5
Coding region: 1-1005 (334 amino acids)
Biological process (GO): protein phosphorylation
Molecular function (GO): ATP binding; protein kinase activity
Source: RefSeq, a predicted model, not a curated record